AUGGUGGUGAAAGAAGAAAUAAUAAAAGCAAUAGAAGAUCCCCGCAAAUAUCAUUACAAAAAAGAAUGGUUAAAUAGUAAAGAUCUCGAUGAACGACAAUUAUUCGAAAUAUUUGCCUUUGGCAACAUUAAGGAUCUACCAGAAAAUAUAAUUCUAACAUCAUUAAUGCGAUCAAAAUUGGAAAAAUUAACUUUGGUAUCAUUAAGCGAAAUAUAUAAUGAGUUAAGUUACGAGUUGGUUAGGAAAGAAUGUCAAAUUGAAGACGACAGUAUUAUCGAAAGCCAUUUAAUUCAGUUGCAGGGUAUUCUGAAAGCAGAGAUGGAUUCAGUCAAUAAAUCUAUGAAAUUUUCAAAAAGAUUCGAUUGCAGAGAUGUAUACUGUCAUGAAAGAGAACUGACGGUAAUUGAAAACCCGCGAGUGACGAAAGAGUAUUUACUUCAUAAUCUCCGGAGCUGGGAAACAAAGCUCAAACAGAAUAUAUUGGAGUAA
This is a messenger RNA of Saccharomyces paradoxus, 489 nucleotides long. RefSeq names its product Csn9p (gene CSN9). The transcript has a single exon. Gene Ontology annotation, cellular component: COP9 signalosome. The coding region runs from base 1 to 489 and encodes 162 amino acids. NCBI's taxonomy places the organism in Eukaryota, Fungi, Ascomycota, Saccharomycetes, Saccharomycetales, Saccharomycetaceae. Gene Ontology annotation, biological process: protein deneddylation. The record is from RefSeq and is a predicted model, not a curated record.